Messenger RNA from Manis pentadactyla (Chinese pangolin), 4046 nucleotides. RefSeq names its product FIGNL1 interacting regulator of recombination and mitosis (gene FIRRM). The transcript has 20 exons. NCBI's taxonomy places the organism in Eukaryota, Metazoa, Chordata, Mammalia, Pholidota, Manidae. Bases 12 to 2849 code for a protein of 945 amino acids. The record is from RefSeq and is a predicted model, not a curated record.
AAUACUUAGAGAUGUUUCCAAAUGCCUCUGAAGGUCUCCGCCCCUUUCACAUUCUUCGCUCGGGCAGCCGCGGGUGUGCGUCCGCGGACACCUGCGCCCGGGGCACCCGGGGGCCGCGAAGCCGCAGUUUGGGGCGGCACCUCCGGCGAGGGCCGGGCGCGUGGCCAGCCGCCGCGUGGAGCCUGUCCACGGGGCCUGCCCGGCCCCCUUCCUUCCCCGCGGGCCCAGCUCGAGCCCGACCCGGCCUGCCCCUCAAGGCCCGGGCGCUCCCGGCGCCUCCACGCCCCGUGCAAGGCCACCCAGGCCUGGGGACGCCCGCGGCCCUCCAGCUCCCGGGCCUUCGGCGCCCAGAACCCGGCAACACGUGGAGUCUCCGCGCGAAGAGCGCGCACCACCGAGUCGAGUCCUCCGCGUGCCAGACAAGCCGCUUCCUCUCUGUGGUUAGUGGGGCAGGCCGGCGGAGAGCUCGCAAGGCCUGCCGGUCCGGCGCCAAGCUUCCGGUCCCGGAGGCGGGCUUCCGGUCCGGCUGGGAGCCGGCGGGGCUCGGGCGCGGCGGCGGCAUGUCUCAGGAGCGCGAGGAGCCGGCGAGCGCCGUGUCCCUGGGGGAGGUGAGGAGCUGGCCGGAGGCGCUGUGCCGCCGGGAGCUGCCGUCUGUCCUGCCCCAGCUGCUGUCUAUGUAUCAGCAUUCUGACAACUGGAUGGAGCAUAUUCAAAUUCUGAAAGUUAUUGUGGAAAUGUUUUUACCUCAUAUGAACCACCUGACACUGGAAGAGACUUUGUUCUCACAAGUGCUGCCAAAGACUGUGGAAUUAUUUGAUGACAUGAUGUGUGAAUUAACCAGUCACGCUAGAGGAUUAUCAAGCCAAAACGUAGAAAUCCAGACCACUCUAAGGAAUAUUUUACAAACAAUGGUGCAGCUCCUAGGAGCUCUUUCAGGAUGCGUUCAGCAUGUUUGUGCCACCCAGGAAUCCAUCGUUCUGGAGAGUAUCAAUAGUCUGCCCUCCUCAGUCCUUCAUGUAAUCAAAAGUACAUUUGUACAUUGUAAGAAUAGUGAAUCUGUCUAUUCUGGGCAUUUACACCUUGUUUCAGACCUCCUCCAAGCUCUCUUCAAGGAGGCCUAUUCUCUUCAAAAGCAGCUAAUGGAACUGCUGGAUAUGGUUUGCGUGGACCCUUUAAUAGAUGAGAGUGACGACAUUCUGAAUAUGGUAGUAGUUAUUCAUUCAUUGUUGGAUAUCUGCUCUGUCAUUUCCAGUAUGGACCAUGCGUUUCAUGCCAAUACUUGGAAAUUUAUAAUUAAGCAGAGCAUUAAGCACCAGGCAGUGAUAAAGAGUCAGCUAAAACACAGCGCCGUGGUCAGUAGCUUGUGUGAGGACACUCUUCUCUCCUUCCACUCCUGUGUGCAGCUGGCCGAGCAGACGGCAGAGUCAGACGCACAGGAUAAUGUUGAUUACAGAUUAUUUCAGAAAACGCUCAAAUUGUGUCGCUUCUUUGCCAACUCCCUUUUGCACUAUACUAAGGAAUUUCUUCCUUUCCUUUCUGAUUCCUGCUGUGCGUUGCACCAGCUUUAUCUCCAGAUACACAGCAAGCUCCCUCCAAGCCUGUAUGCUGCCAGGAUUCCGGACCCCCAGCAGGAAGAAAUAGCAGCUGCUUUCCUGGUGACGCUGGACCUCCUCAUCAGUCAGCUCCUCACAUUCCAACCUUUUGUGCAAGUGGUUUUGGACAGUAAAUUAGAGCUCCCAUGUGAACGGCAGCUUCCACAGUGUCUCCUGCUGGUUGUCAUCCUGGAGAAGCUGCCCUCCCAGCCGGAGGGUGUGCAGGCCCUGUGGUGCACCGAAGGCCAGCGCUCAGGAGCCUCAGCCAGGCUCUCCCUCCUCGGCGCUGUUUUCUUCAGUUUCGAGCAGUGUUCUGCCGAGCUCUCCCUGCCCGUCCGUCUCCAGGGAGCGCAGGGCCGGGGGCGAGCCACCCUCUACCAGCACGUCUGUGUUCGUCUGUGCGCCUUCAUUGCUUCCGCCCACCCCUCCCUGUUCCCUCAGCUGGACGCUGCCCUGCUGGAUGCGGUGCUCAGCACGCACAUGAUCACCUCUCUGCUCGCCAUGGACGCCUGGUGUUUCCUCGCCCGGUAUGGGACAGCGGAGCUCUGUGCCCACCACGUCACCGUAGUGGCUCACCUGAUAAAGUCUUGCCCUGGAGAGUGUCACCAGCUCACCAGCCUGUCGGUGCUAUUGAGGCGGCUCCUCUUUCUCAUGGCCCCCCCACAGCAGGUGGAGUUUCUCCAGAACUUCUCCCCAAGAGUGGCAGCAAAUCUGCCGCUGUGGCAGUGUGUCUCCUUCCAGGCGUUUCCCGCUGAACUCAGGGGACGGGCUGCGCGCGAGGUCUGCAGAGCGGGUGCCGACCAGGGCCGGGAGUGGCUGAGCGGCCCCCGCCGUCUGGGAGAGCUUGCGGGCCUGAACACGCUGCUGUCCGCCUUGCUCGCCGUGUGCGCCUCUGCCGGUGACGCUCUGGACAGCGCGCAGCAUGCCGCAGUGGUGGACGUCGGGAGCCGGCUCUGGGCGCUUCUGGACGUUAAACUGGUAACAAGUCAACCUUACGUUCAGCAGACACUCAGCCUUCUGUGUCCACUGCUGGGAUUUUUCAUUCAAACUCUAGAUCCUCAGCUGAUCAGCCAGACCCAGACCGCUAGUGUCCUGGGCUGCGGGCGCAGCUGCGUCUGCCCCCAGCCUCGUUUCUGUCAGCUGCCCAGGAAGAGGCCUGCGGCGGGGCUGAGCUGCGCCAGUGCUGCCUCAGCAGCCGUGGCCGCGGGCUGUACGCAGCCUGGACUCUGCCGCCCUCACGUUCCUCUGGAGACGUGAAGUGACUGAGCAGCAGCACCGCGGAGCUGCCCCUUCCGGCCCCAGUGUGCGCAGCCUGACCGGAGCAGCAGGGUCACAGCCGGGGGGUCUUUGGAGUGCUGCCUGGAUGUGCCCCGGUUUUGGAGGCUUAAAGCUGAUGGAGAGAGAAAAUUGGAAAAGGCCUUCAUCUCAUCUGAAGCAAUUUAGCAGCUUUGAGCGGGUCCGUUCUGGACAGAAUUGAUCGCCAAAUUCAAAGUGGUUUAAGCUUAGUUGUAUAAGAAGCAAAACGGUCACGGGGUGAACCGAGCGCGCCCUGCUUGGGUGGGAGGGGGACGCCCGCACACGGUUCUGUGCAUGGUGGGAAGAGGCUCGAGGGACGCCCGGGUUCAGUGACCCUGGGGAGGGGUUGGGUGCGUGAAGAUCUCAGCAGUGCCAGAUUUACAAAAGGUGCGUGUUGUUACGUAGGUUGUGAUACAGAUGACUAAAUCACAAAUGAGGAGUACAGUAAAUCGACUAAAAUUUUGAUUCUGAAGGUUCUAAUAAUUUUGAAAAAUUAAAUACGGGUAAUUUUUAUGUGAUUGUACCCACCUUUAAAAAACCCAGAUGUAAAAUUUCAAGUAAGUGAAUUGUUUAUUUAGGCAUUGCUUCCUUUAUGGAAGAUUCAGUGAUUGGCAAACUGCCCUCCUGUUUUCAGCACGAGAGCAAAGAGUGAUUUUUACAUUUUUAAAGGCUUAUAAAAACAAAACAAUGUGUGGCAAGGAGCGUGUUGCCUGCAAAGCCUGGAGUAUUUGCCAUCCGGCCCCCGACAGAAAAGUCUGACAGCCCAUGCUUUAAAUAGUGAACUUCUCUCACUAGACUUUAAACCACAACGUAAUUCCUAAAGACUUGGAAGAAGAGCACCUGGUAUAGUUUUUAGGAACCUCCUUCCCCUAAUCCGUACUUGGCCGGUUGCCGGAACACUAAGAACUGACUGUGUCAUUUGGUUGUUCUCAGAUUCUGCUUGGGAGGUUCGGGUUCUGCUCGCCCUCCCCCACCCCCUGCCCCCAUCAGAACCUUAGUUCAUGGCUCUGCCGAGUGUGGGUGCUCAGUGCUGACUGUCCCCUGGCCCCCGCCCCCAGGGGGUCGCCUUGCAGGCCUCUCUGCUGCAGCGGGAGCCCCCCGACCACGUCUGCUUGGCGGUGCUGGAAUUCGUGGCUUCUCUGGGGAGACUCUUCAUGC